Molecule: messenger RNA, 2477 nt
Organism: Pseudogymnoascus verrucosus
Lineage: Eukaryota; Fungi; Ascomycota; Leotiomycetes; Thelebolales; Thelebolaceae
Exons: 4
Coding region: 211-1821 (536 amino acids)
Biological process (GO): DNA-templated transcription; regulation of DNA-templated transcription
Molecular function (GO): zinc ion binding; DNA-binding transcription factor activity, RNA polymerase II-specific; DNA binding
Source: RefSeq, a predicted model, not a curated record
GCUUGAGUGACUUGACAAGCGGUAAAGACCCUGGCUCCACCAGUAAUGUGGCCAAUCCCCAACUUUAGUUCCAGCCCCUGUUCUAGACUAGACCCCUGGUUCAACCCCGCACUCCGCGUCAAUGGCCAAAAGCACGACAUUGUGCCACCAUCACGACAUCGGCGUUUUUUCAUGAGGUUUGGAAUAUGCAAGUCAUAAUGCCUCAGCGCGAUGGGGGAGCGAAAGAUCGGCAGACGCGCCUGCAAUGGGUGCAAGAUCCGCAAGGUCAAAUGCUCAGAGGUCCCACCAUGUAAAAGCUGCAUUAGCGCUCGCAUCGAAUGCACCUUCACGGAGCGCCGGGGAAACCGCGGACCAAAAGCUUUGAGGCCAAAAACGCUGAUAUCGAUUGCUCAAACACAGCAGAAAGGCUAUCCUAGUGUGGAAGAUGAGGGUUCUUUCGCAGAUGAGUCUCCGGAAAGUCGGAUGGAUGUUCCUGCUUCGCCGGGUCCCUCAAUUGUACCGUCGUCCAUACCUCCCGAGGUUCCGCUUAAGACUCCGAGUUCGUCCCUUAUAGUGCAACUAUGUGUAUAUCGACUUCGUUUAUACCCAAUAUGGCCGAUCGUGGCGGUAGAAGAGAUAAUGGGGUCGUUGCAGGGAGACGUGCAAGACAUGGAGAUGUAUGCUCUCGCAAACGCAAUAGGGGCGGCAACUAUUGCCCAGCUGAAGCUAAACCAGACGGGAAUAAGCACAGCUACCGGAAGUUCAAUGGCAGAAGAAUGUCAGCGAACGAAGCUUAUGGGUAAGAACGGACAGAGUGCAAACCUAAACAUCCUGCGAAUAGCGUUUUUUCUUCAUAUCUAUUAUGAAAACCAGGACCAGGGUGGAGUCAAGUCUCUGCUAUUUUUGAGGGAAGCGAUUACGAUUGCGCAGAUUAUGGGGUUGCACCGAGAGUCAUCCUAUCUAUCACUCCCUCCGUCAGAGCAACAGCUACGACGACGCAUUCUUUGGUUGCUGUUUGUAACAGAAAGGGGCGUAGGAAUACUCUACAAACUUCCAGUUAUCUUAAAACCUAAUGUGCUCUUCCCAGCAAUGGAUGGCGACGACGAGACACAGAUCCUGCCUGCUUUCCAGAAACUUGUGGAUCUCUUCUGGACAUUUGAUCAGUCGCGUGCCUUCGAAAUACUUGAGGGCUCGAGUGCAGACGUGUUCGAAACAGGCGACAUGGAGUCAGCCCGCCAAAACUCUCUCUACGCUCUUCACAAAAAGCUACAAGAGGUCUCUCUUGACUGGGACUCUAGCAGCGAAGUCCAACGCGCCGAUAUAUGUGUCACGCGUCAAUGGAUGCGUGCUGUUCUGUGGAAAGCAUCAAAUAAUUAUGAGAGGCUAAACAAAGGGAGCAGAAUAACCUCUCUGGACCAUCCAAUUCAGAUCGCGAGGGAGUUCCUGGGCUUUAUAUCGCAGCUUCCCAGUACAGCACUUGAAGCUCAUGGACCAACUAUGGAAACGAAAAUUUACGAGAUCGCAAGUACAGUGGCGGAUGCAGUUGCCAACAAUGACACAGUCUCGUGGAUUUCGCCUUAUCGGCCAAUAGACAUACUCGCCCAGCUUCAACGGAUACUUGCGUCGAUAAGGGGUGGAAACGAAGCACUUGAACGGAUGCUGUAUAGCAAGACAGCUUGCGUUCAGGGUAAUCUGUUGAUGCUCGUGGAACCAAGCUCUCUCAUAGAGGACUUGGACGACGAAUGGCUUGAGAAUAAUACGCUCUUUCCGAAUGAUCCAUUCUAUCUAAAUUUAGGGCCUAUUUCUACGGGAGACGCUGAAGCUGAAAUGAUGUCAGGCUAAUCAGCCAGACGAUGGAUAGGUUAUAUAAGUUACUGUCCUACAUCGAAGACUCAACUCAAGAAAUCAGCAUUGUGGGACAUGCUGGGCACAUUCUCGGUUUAUAGCGCACUAGUUUGAGUCAUGACUAAUGUUUAUCUGACCCGUGUUCACCUUCAGCAGCCCACAUUCCACGCACAACUCCUCGAUUCACACAAGAGAUCAGAGCUGCUGGCGCAACUGGCUCUAGAAACUAUCUGGCCUCACUGUGCAGCAAAGCAUGUUCACCCUCAAACGCAGAACUUAGUCCAGGAUCCAAGAUUGCAGGCAACAGUCAUGACCUCUUCGCCGGUGAAACAAGGCAGGCAGCUAUUCAUCAUCCGUUGAUGAGCCUCUGUAGGAAGUGGUACUGAGAAAAGAGCACAGUGAUCCCGAAGAUAAACUCCUGCAAAGGCCUGACACAAGUUGAAACCGUCCAGCACGUUUAUACUGGCUGUGGUGCUUCUGCCGUAGCAUGUAGCUAGCUCUUCUUCAAAAAUGAGAAUAAGGACGAAGAUUUGGGUUUCGUCUCAACAACUUCAAGGCUACCGAUCUGUAGUUCUUCCCUGUGCUUAUUCAAGAUUGCAUCUCUGUGAUACUUCUGGAAUUUCUUUGUGGCAUCUUUGCCACUAACAGUUUGC